Oryzias latipes (Japanese medaka) is the source of this 2132-nucleotide messenger RNA. The record is from RefSeq and is a predicted model, not a curated record. Lineage: Eukaryota; Metazoa; Chordata; Actinopteri; Beloniformes; Adrianichthyidae.
GAUUGGUGAUUGGUGUAUUUUCCGAGUGGACCUGAAAGCACCAUUGGAGCCAGAGUCUUGUAGCGGCAUUCCAAGUUCUUACAGGAAAAAUGUCUCUGUCAAAUGAGUUUUUGUUGGAGUAUGAAGGGAUUCUGAUUCCCAGAGAGACUCACUCGUUGGAGAGUCUAAAGUUUGCGCAGGAUUUCAAGUUUAAAGACGAUGAUGUCGUUGCAGUCACAUACCCGAAGUCUGGCACCACCUGGAUGCAGGAGAUCCUGCCUCUGGUGCUGAGUGGAGGAGAUCUGACACCAAUCCAGUCCACUGUCAACUGGGACCGGGUGCCUUGGUUGGAGGAGACCAGAUUGGCAAAUGUUGUGGAUAAGAUGACAUCUCCACGUGCCAUGGUUUCUCAUUUUCCCUACAACCUCAUGCCUUCUUCCUUCCACAGCUCUAAAGCAAAGGUGAUCUAUGUCAUGAGAAACCCCAAAGACGUUGCAGUGUCUUCAUUCUACUUCCAUCAAAUGGCUUCUUUCCUCGAGGAUCCAGGGACUUUUGAUGAGUUCCUGGAUAAGUUCCUGGAAGGAAGAGGUUUUUUUGGGAAAUGGACAGACCAUGUGAGCAGCUGGAAACUUGCAAAGUUGGGAGAGAGAAUUCUGUUUUUGACCUACGAAGAAAUGGUUCAGGACCUGGGUGCAGCUAUCAGGCGUAUAUCUGACUUCCUUUGUCUAGAUCUGAGUGAGGACAUCAUUCAGAAGAUUGCAGAACAUUGCACUUUCAAGAGCAUGAAGGCCAACACCAUGUCCAACUUUAGCCUCGUCCCCAAGAAGUACAUGGACAGUGACAAGUCUCCUUUUCUCAGGAAAGGUGUUGCUGGAGACUGGAAAAACCACUUUAACUCGGAGCAGGAGGCCCGCUUCACAUCAGUCAUUCAGAAGGAGCUGGAGGCAGCUGGCUUGUCUUUCCCUUUUAACUGAACCACACAGAAAGAAAGGGAUGUUAGUAGACAGUGGAAGGGAUGGUGGAAUUCAAAAUCCCUCCAGGUAUUUUAAUUGUUGCUAAUUGGAGUUAGAGUCUCAUCAUUUGAGGUUAAUUGUAAGGAGAAGAUUUUAGUUGACUGCAUGGAGGUGCACUGUAAUCUAUUUUCUGCAUUUUUACUCAAAAUAAUGUGAAUGUCAGCUUUUGUUUUAGUUUUGAAACAUGUAAAGCAAUAGUUAACAAGACAAAUAAACACAAAAAGCACAUUUUUUUGGAGUUGGCGACACACCACAUAAAAGACAGAGCUGCAACUGUUCCCUGCUGCACCUGAAGACUGCUACCUCUCAGCCAGCCCUGUUCACAAUCCAGGACUGCAGUGAAAAGUACAUACACAAAUGAAAUAAACAGUUGGUGAAACAGAACUCACUAUCUACAACUUUGUGGUGUAUGAAGUGCUUCUGUGGUCUUUCCUGUCCCUGCUGCCUGGGAGGUGCCGGACGCACCCCAACUUGCCUCGGCUUCCUGGGUGCCGGACGCACCCUGGCCCGAGCUGCUGGUACCAGAGUCCUGGCCCGGACCGCCUGCCCCAGACUCUGAGCCCGAGCCGCCUGCCGUUUGCUGGCCAGACACACCAGGCCGGACAGCGCGGCCUCCCGGCCGUCCUCCGGACCCGCUUCACUGUACAGCGCGGUCUUCCGGCCGUUCCCCAGACUCUGGACUCUGUUGCCCCUUUACAGUUCGUCUUCCGGGCCCCCUCCUCCUUGGCUGUAUUAUGGAACCUCGGUGCGGUUCCUUGAGGGGGGGUGAUGUCACGGUCUCAGUUUCUUUGCCUUUGUGGUUUGGUUCUUUUUGUUCUGUGAUGUUUGAGUUCACUUCCUGUUUUAUUUUGUAGGGUUUCCUGUUUUGUGUUGUAUUUGAGUUUUACUUUGGGUCCCCAUCUGUCCUGAUUGUGUUCACCUGUGUCUCUUCUUGUCUGUGUGUAUUUAAGUCUUGUCUUUCCCUUCCUCCUGUGCUGCUCCAUAACAUUCUGCUUCCCUGUUGUAAGUCUUCUCUAGUUCCCAGUUUCUAGUUUUGAUGUUUCCCCAUUUCGAGUUUUCUAGUCUUUCGAUUUUGCCUGCCAGUUCUGCAGUGGUUUUAUUUUUGUAGUUUGUUCUAGCUAUUAAACACCUUUGUUCCUG